GCUGUAGAAAUGUGCUGUAUAUUUGAAGUGUUGGGUCACGUGAGGCGGGCACGGUUUAUGAAUCAGAGCGCAUAACAAUCUCUCAGUACGAGAGCUGGACGGAGAUAGAGAGAGGGAGGAAAACAGAGAGACAGAGUGAAACAAAGACAGAGGGACAGAAAGAAAGAAAGAGAGACGGAGAGAAAGAUAGAGGGAGAGGCAGGGCGAGACGUAACGCUACAGCUGGCUCUGUGGCUCUGCUGUAAACGGGAUCCUAGCGCGUGAAACCCCCCGCUCUCCUCCCUGCUCUACACUCAUCCCUCCAUUCUGCCCUCUUCUGAGCUGCCCUCCACACGACCCUGUUUCCGGAAAUCCGCUGUCGCCCCCCGCCAGUUGUGCGCUCUUCUGCUGCCUCUGAUUGGCUGUUGUCAGGCCACCUGAUCCCACAGGAGCUGUAGAAGCUUUGGCUGCCCCUGGGUAAAUACUGGUGACCCAAAAGAGGUAGUGACAGGGAGCGGGAGAGAGAGAGAAAGAGAGAGAGGAAGAGAGUUGCACACAGGGCUUCCCCUCAGCUCACUUCAACAUUAGGCCCCUCCCCCUGUGGGUGCUCCCGCGAAGAUGGCAGCCAAUCGGGAACGGCAGGUUGGUCACAUGACGGGCUUCUCUCCUGCGGUCUACCCGUUCCCCUUCAAAUCCAUCCGAAGCCACUCCUCCUUCGACCUCAUGCCCAAUGGCAGUCUGUUUGGCAGAUUUGGGGCGGACCUUCCCAAAGAGAUGGCGGCAUUGUCGGUGGAGACCCAGAGCACCAGCUCAGAAGAGAUGGUCCCCAGCUCUCCCUCUCCCCCACCCCCGCCUCGGGUCUAUAAGCCCUGUUUCGUUUGCCAGGACAAGUCCUCAGGGUACCACUAUGGCGUCAGCUCCUGUGAGGGGUGCAAGGGCUUCUUCCGGCGCAGCAUCCAGAAAAAUAUGGUGUACACCUGCCACCGGGACAAGAACUGCCAGAUCAACAAGGUCACCCGCAACCGAUGCCAAUACUGCCGUCUGCAGAAGUGCUUCGAGGUUGGCAUGUCCAAGGAAGCUGUGCGGAACGACCGGAAUAAGAAGAAGAAGGAUGUGAAGGAGGAGCCUGUGGUCCCAGAGAGCUAUGAGCUGAGCGGGGAGCUGGAGGAGCUGGUGAAUAAAGUCAGCAAAGCGCACCAGGAGACCUGUCCUUCACUGUGUCAGCUGGGCAAAUACACCACCAACUCUAGCUCAGACCACCGUGUGCAGCUGGACCUUGGUCUCUGGGACAAGUUCAGCGAGCUGUCCACCAAGUGCAUCAUCAAGAUUGUGGAGUUUGCCAAGAGACUGCCUGGCUUUACCUCCCUCACCAUCGCUGACCAGAUCACCCUCCUCAAAUCCGCCUGCCUGGACAUCCUGAUGCUGCGGAUCUGCACACGCUACACCCCUGAGCAGGACACCAUGACCUUCUCUGACGGCCUGACGCUAAACCGCACGCAGAUGCACAACGCGGGAUUCGGACCGCUCACCGACCUCGUGUUCUCCUUCGCCAAUCAGCUGCUGCCCCUCGAGAUGGACGACACAGAGACCGGCCUCCUCAGCGCCAUCUGUCUGAUCUGUGGAGACCGUACAGACCUGGAGGAGCCGCAGCGAGUGGACCAGCUCCAGGAGCCGCUGCUGGAGGCCCUGAAGAUCUACGCCCGCCGGCGGCGCCCCAACAAGCCCCACAUGUUCCCCCGCAUGCUGAUGAAAAUCACAGACCUGCGCGGCAUCAGCACCAAGGGAGCCGAAAGAGCGGUCUCUCUGAAGAUGGAGAUUCCGGGCCCCAUGCCCCCACUGAUCCGGGAGAUGCUGGAAAACCCGGAGGCCUUCGAGGACCAGCCGGAGAACGGGAACGACCAGCCCCCGGCCCCGGCCCCGGCCACGGCCCCGCCCCCGGCCCCGCCCGUCACCGUCAAACUGGAGCAGGAGGAGGAGGACUGUGGCGGAGGCAGGGGAGGAGGAGAGAACGGCAGCGAGCUCUCGCUGGAGGAAGACGAUGAGGACGAGGAUGAGGACGAGGAGCGAGAGCGAGACGCUGACAGCGAUGGGGAGGAGUGGGGAGGCCAGGCCGCCGCCCCUGAUUGGCCCAGGAACACCCUGACGGGGCAGGGUCAGUGAGGUCCAACGCCUCCUCAGAAUCAAUCUCCCUUAACAAAACAAACAACAACAAUAAAACAGAAAGCAGUACGAAGCGAAUGAAACAGAAAACAUGUGAUUCAGACCCAAACAAAAGGGAAAAAUCUUAUGGAAAAAAAAUAACAGAGGGAAAGACUUUGUCAGAUGAAAGAGACCGUCUCUUGAUGUUGUUACGAUUUUUUUUAAUGUACAUAGAUGCAAAAGGAGAUGCCAAAAAAGGAGAAAUACCAGCCUUAGCGGCGAACACAGACGGCCGCGGUCAUCACAGGGUGCUCUUCAGGGUGCAGUGCUUCAGCUGGGCAGCAGGGGGUGCUAACGGCACAUCUGCAUUUCCCCCCCGUUUUUUUUAAGAAAAAAAAAGAAAAAUGAAACAAAGUCACCCAUUUGUUGUUGAUGCAUUUUAAAAACAAUUUUCUUGUAGUAUUUUAAUUGUUUAUUAUUUCUUAUGGUAUACACUCCAUAUAUUUCGCUGUCUAUAUAUCUUUAUAUUUUUGUUUUGUAUUUGUCAUUUAUGGUUUUUGUAUAUUCUCAUGUUCUUCUUUAAAGAACUUUCCAGAACAGGGACACAGACAGAGAGCGAAACAGAGAGGGGGAGAGAAAAAAACAAUUAUUUACAGUUGGCACAGCUCGACAGAUCCUGAAAUGUUAACGUAUCACCGAUCCUGAAUCGGCAAGAUGCACACAGGGUUGUCUCUUAUUGGCUGAAACGCUCCCUAUGCCAAAUUCUCUGUGCCACAUGAAGCUGUUUUUACUCUGAUACACACGUCCUUCUCACUGUGGGAAACGACAGUCGCGUACCCCCUCGUACACCCCCAUCUCCCCCUGGAAGGGCCCCUGCUGCUCCUUCUUGGAGAACGUUCAGGAUGCAGGACAUACCUGUGCGGCCAUUUUGUGUUAGACGUUCUUUCCAGGCCCUGGUGUGAAGUUGCAUACACCGCCAGUGCUGGCAGCAUAAGAAUGUGGCUCAGGUCUCUGGAGCAGAACCAAACACACACACACACACACACACACAAUGCAUUCACUCACACACACACAGGUCUCUGGAGCAGAACCAAACAUACACACACAAUCCAUGCACUUGUAAACACACUCACACACACACACACAAUGCAUUCACUUGAAAACACACACACACACACAGACACACACACACACACACAACACAUGCACUUCUAAACACUCAACGCUGUAUUGGAACAGCAAGGCCAAUUCCUUUGUUUUUGCAAUACACUGAAUACAUUUGGGGUUGAGAUAAAAACAUGUACAUGAGACAAGAGUUCAGAAUUCCAGCUUUCAUUUCCUGGAAUUUACACCCAGGGGUGUUAAACUAUUUAGAACAUAGCGCCUUAUAGGUUAGAAAAAAGUAUUGGAACAGAGAGUAAGUAAAUUAAAUUCAAUAAUACUUCAUAUUUGGUAUCGUAUCCCUUGCUUGCAGUAGCUGCAUCAAGCCUGCAACCUAUUGACAUCACCAACCUGUUGCAUUUUACUUUUGUGAUGCUUUUCCAGGAUUUUACUGCAGGCUUUUUCGGUUGUUGUUUGUUUCGGGGUUUUUUUCCCUUCAAUCUUGUCAAUUUGGUUAUGGUCUGGUGAUUGACUUGGCCAGUCUAAAACCUUCCACUUUUUCUCCCUAAUGAAGUCCUUUGAAUGUUGUUGUAGACUUCUGAAUUCAUCCUGCUGCUACCAUCAUGAGUUACAUCAUCAAUAAAGAUUACUGAGCCCACUCCAGAAGCAGCCAUGCAAGUCCAAGCCAUGGCACUUCAUCCACCGUGCUUAACAGAUGAGCUUGUGCGUUUUUGAUCACAAGCUUAACCCUUCUUUCUCUAUAUUUCUGGCUUUCCAUCACUUUGGUAGAGGUUCAUUUUGAUCUCAUCAGUCCAUAAAACUUUGUUCCUAAACUGUGGCUCAACUCUGUAUGUCUUUACAAAUUGUAAUCUCACCUUCUGAAUUCUUACUACUGAUGAGUGAUUUACAUCUUGAAGUAUAGCCUCUAUAUUGUUGCUCGCGAAGUCUUCAUCAAACAGUUGAUUGAGAUACCUUCACCCCUGCCCUGUGGAAAUUGUUUCUGAUGUCAUAGACUGAUAGUUUUUCCUCACAGCUCUCACAGUGUUUCUGUAAUCAACUGCUGUUGUUUCCUUGGUCGACCUAUUAGAUGUCUGUUGCUCAGUACACCAGCGGUUUCUUUCUUUUUCAGGACAUUCCAAGUUGUUGUACAAGCUAUCCCCAAUGCUUCUUCAGUGGCUCUCAUUGAUUUCCCCUCUUUUCUAAUCUUCAAAAUGGCUUGCUUUUCUCCCAAAGACAGCUCUCUGGUCUUCAUGUUGGUUUAUCUUUUCUAACACAAAUGCAGUACUCACAGGCAAAGUCCACGGCUAAAACCAAGAGCAGGCAUUCAGAACUAUUUAUUGUUUAACCAAUCAAUCUAACAGGACACAUCUGGGCAACAAGAAACCUGUCAGUCACAUGUUCCAAUACUUUUGCUCACCUAAAGAUUGGGUGGUCUGAUAUAAAGGGUGAUAUGUUCGAAGCUGUUUCACAAAUCGAGAUAAAAAUACCAGGAAAUAAAAGCUGAAAUUCAGAUCUCAUCUCACGUACAUCUUUUGUCUUCAGUGCAUAGAAAAAUCACAGGAAUUGGCCUUUGGCUGUCCCAAUACUUUUGGAGGGGACUGUAUACAGUCAGCAUACACACCCUUGCACAUUUGCUGGUCUGUUCUGUGAUUGGACAAGGAAAUCUACACAAAACAAUAUCGGAAAUGCACUCAGGGCUACCUUUUAAGGAUCCCAGCAUAGCUGUCCAUAGACAUGCUGGAAACAGGCCAUACUCACAGAGACUCGCUCUGUCUCAUGUGAGCUCGGGGACAAAUGUACAACCUGGCCACCUCAAUGACAAGCCAUACUGCAGCUAUAACCAGCUAUCUACAUCCUUUAUCCUCUCCUACAGAGCCAUACUGCAGCUAUAACCAGCUAUCUACAUCCUUUAUCCUGUCUUUAGAGUCAAACUGCAGCUAUAACCAGCUAUCUACAUCCUUUAUCCUCUCCUACAGAGCCAUACUGCAGCUAAAACCAGCUGUGUACAUCCUUUAUCCUCUUUUACAUAGCCAUUCUGCAGCUAUAACCAGCUGUCUACAUCCUUUAUCCUCUCCUACAGAGCCAUAUGACAGCUAUAACCAGCUAUCUACAUCCUUUAUCCUCUCCUUAGAGGGGGCUGGUUUCCUGGAGUUUAUCAGUUCUCAGUCUCAGUGAAUUUUACCGUUGGAAGUGAUGCGUGCGGAGUGCUGGUCUGAGACGACCAGCAGUGCCUGGGAGAGUAGAAGUCGCCCAAUGAGAUUCCCUGCUCCAAUGUGCCAUCCGUGUUUGUGUGUGCCUGUGUGUGUGUGCGUGUAUGUGUGUGAGCGUGUCUGUGUGUGUGUGUGUGUGUGUGUGUGCAUUAACUGGUUGUAUUUUGCCAAAUUAAUGUGUCGUAAUAGCACAGACUGUAGAUGUGGAACCAGGCUAGUGUUCUGGCGUUGGGAUAGGUAGGUAACAGUAGUGUUACUAUGGUGAUACCAGGGUACCGCCCUGCAGCACCCUGCUUCCACCAAUGACCUCCACCUGCCCGCAUGCAGGCCAUGUUCACUGAAAAAUAAAUUUGAUGGUGAGGGUAGCACGAAGCUUUCUACCUUUCACUGGGAAUAAUCUCCCAAUAAUCUUGCAUUUAGUAUUGAGGUCAGGUCCCAGUAAUAGAGACACAACCAACAGUGGGAAUGAACAAUUUGAAGAUACAGUUUAUUUUGGAAUGUGUUUUUCAAAAGUCGGUAUUCUGGAACUCCAUUGUUUACAAUUUUGAGGAGUGGUUGUUACAUCAGAAUUAGAAUGUUCAGUUAAGAACAUUCUAGUCACAUGUUUGUGAUGAAACACUUUAAAGGGCUAAAUAUAUAGCUAAAGCCCAACCUGAAAUCAAACUGAGGGGGGGAGUCAGCCUGGUUCCAGGUCUGCAGCAGAAAAGGGGAAUUCAUAUCAGUGUUAUUUGGACACAGUGAGGAAGGGUGGAGCUCUGUGAAGUCCCACCCUCUGUGGCCUUAGGGGGAGGGGCAGAACAGUUAGGCUAUGGGGUAUCUGUACUGUAUGUCCGUCUCUGAGCAUGUCAGAGAUGGCUGUCAAUCAUCCUCUCUUUAUACAGUCAAACCCUCAUGUUAAGAAAAGCCAUUUGACAAAAGAAGAGGAAUUUGUACAAUAAAUGAGAUUUUUUGUGAACUUUUGAUCCUUUAUAAAUCUGUAAUUGUUUUUUUUGUUUUCUUUUAAGUAAGUGUUUCCAAACAGGAAAUAAAAGGCAGAGUGAGCUAACCAAUCAGCCCAGGUUUAUGAAUAUCACCAUAGGUAUCUCACGGAUUAGUUGUGAUGUUCACUUCAGACAAACAACACAAUUAGCCAGACGUAAAUGACACUUUCCUUCAAGAAUCUUUCUGAUGUAGCUAAAAAUGUAAGGUUCAGCUAACAUUGGCUUGCUCAUCUACUGUAAUUAGGUCAUUAUAUCUAAUUAGCUAUUUCUAACAUUAUAAUUAGCUUGAUAGCUGCUUGGUUAACUAAAAAUGUAUAUUGAUGCCAGACAGUAACCAAUCAAGUACAAGUGCAGUGCUUUUGUUUUCUGGUCAAAGGCAGUUUGUGGCGAGUGAUGACAUUGUGAAGUGUCUUCCAAAAGUAACAAAACUGAAGCAAACCUGAGAUCACAUUUCAGCUCUUAUGCUCGGACGAAUGUUCUGCUGAUUUGGAAGUAUGCAGGACACAAGUAUGCAGUGGAAGUAUGUAGAACACAAGUAGGCAGAACACAAGAAUGCAUGACUGAACACAGCCCAGCACUAGCCUUCCCCCUUCUUCAGUGACAUCACCCCUUCCUCAGCCUAUCAGAAGAAGGUCUUUCAAGAAUCAGAUAACCAUAAUUUAGUGUGGAGCUGUCAUUCUGACCCAUGAUCAGUUAAAGGUAAAAACUCUUAUAUGAAUGAAUUAUACAUUAAUUCAAACUCUUAAUUAAGGGUGUGAACGCUGGGCUUUAAUUAAGUUUAAAGGUCAAAGUUAACCAAGUGCUUUACCUGCCUGUUAGCGCCUGCCAAAUCUCACAUGUUGUGUAAGAAGGAAAGAAGCAACAACUUCACUGUAACUCAAAAAUAAAAUACAUUGCACCUUCAACGCAGGUAGCCUUCCAUCGGUCCAUCCUAACAGGACUUUUCUGGGGAGAUUUAGCUGCCUUACUAUAAGAAUGAGGACAGUGAUGUUUUUAAGUAUAGACUUCUGAAUGUUUAGUUCUGGAGUUCCUGGAGUUUGCAGCCCAGUUAAGGGAUGUUUAGCAACAAUUACUACUUGUGUACCAACGUGUAAAAUACCUUCGCUGCUGAUGUUAAAUCGUCAGCAAACUGCUCAAAUAUUUUCCACCUCUAAGAAUAUUUUGCAUUAUUAUAUUAUUGUAUUAUAUUUUCAUAUUUCAUGAAUGAGUUAUUAAACUUUAAGAUAAACCAUUUUUAGUUUAGACACCUGUGGUAAAGUUAUCAUUUGAAUAAUUUGUGACGCUGUGUUAAAUAGACGUGUAUUAUCUAGCUCCGUGAUACAAAUGCAGGGCGUCUUCAGCCUGGUUUAAUCCACCGGUGUGGUGAAUAGUGGCGGCAGUGCAACCUGCGGUGGUGGUGGGGAACAAAGCUGGCAAACAUGAGCCAUUUUAUGGAGGUGGGGGACGCAGCCAAUGGGUGGUCCGCUUAGGGGGCCUGAGGUCGAAGGUCACAGAGCCCCAGUACUAACUGGUCCAGUAAAUCUCUCUGACACAGCCGGAGCAGGCUGCAGAUGGGGUCACGAGUCAUAAACGCGCCGUGGGGUUUCGGGGCUCCGCCGGACUGCACACCCCAUUUGGAUCAUCCCGACCUGAAAUUCCCAAAAGUACAGCCCGAGCACCCCGCGUCUUUUCAGCGAUUUUUCUCAAAAGAUGAAUUAUUCAUUCGUGUUUGUACAUAGUGCAUUGUAGCUAUGUGAGUCAUUUAGCUCCGGGAAUCAUGGCGACGGUAUUCGGAUGGGAAAAAGGUUACAGUUCUGUCAAAAACGACAAGGCGAAUACAUGUGGCAUUGCGGGCAGCCUAGGGCUGACUGUUUAAUGACCCUUGGUAAGGUAGGUUAGCCGUAGGUAGCUUCGUAGAGCACAGCCGUGUAUGGUUGCCUUUAUUUAGUGGUUCGUUCAAUUGCUAUUUGUGACAAAUUACUUGAGUGGAAAGGUGAAAGAUGUAAAUGUAUUUUAAUUCAAGUUUUCACUCGCCAUAGUAUUAUUAUUGUACUGUAACCGCAGGGACUGGGAGACCUUAACUGGCAUUGGGUCACAAUAUUUUUCAACUUGGGUCUUCUUUUUUAGGGGGGUGGGUCUUACUUGUAAUUUUUUUACUUUUCUUUUCCUGCCUGUUUCUGGGAAAAUAAAGUAUUCUGACUUUUGUAUAAGUGGCAGGCCCUAGUUUUAGAGUUCAUAUUGAUGUGUCAUGAGAGCAAGUGCACCAUAUCCAAACUGUAUGGAUUUAUUUUUCACAUUAUAACCACAGUCAGGUGAAGUCAUUUGAAUUUGCUGUGGAAUAUGUCGACCCUCUUCUCCUCUCUCUCCCUUUCCCCACUCCCCUCUCUAAUGUGCCUUUUACCUGUUUGGGCAGCUGCAGUAAGAGGACUGUGGAGUGUGAUAAACAGCAACACCCGCCUAUCUAAACCUAUCCCAGCAUGCAUCUCUCACACACAUCCUAGUCUACUUAUACGUGUUUGCCUGCCGUCUCGUCUUUCAUUUGACGCUUGUCAUUUUUUCCAUUUGUUCUCCUCCGAUUAAUGCUGAUUUUAUAAAGAAAUGUUAAACAUAGUAGUAAUGUGUCUUGUUUCUUUAUUUUUGACACGCCUUUAGUUGGUGACCAAACUGCAGUAAACGUAAAGGCAAAACAUAUAUAUAAUAAAAUAAUAAUAACA
This is a messenger RNA of Conger conger (European conger), 9102 nucleotides long. RefSeq names its product retinoic acid receptor gamma-A-like. Gene Ontology annotation, molecular function: zinc ion binding; nuclear receptor activity; RNA polymerase II cis-regulatory region sequence-specific DNA binding. NCBI's taxonomy places the organism in Eukaryota, Metazoa, Chordata, Actinopteri, Anguilliformes, Congridae. The coding region runs from base 598 to 2139 and encodes 513 amino acids. Gene Ontology annotation, cellular component: transcription regulator complex; nucleus. Gene Ontology annotation, biological process: regulation of transcription by RNA polymerase II; retinoic acid receptor signaling pathway; cellular response to corticotropin-releasing hormone stimulus. The record is from RefSeq and is a predicted model, not a curated record. The transcript is spliced from 9 exons.